AUGACCCCCGACCCCAAAUGCCCCCAGGCGUCGGUGCUGCUGCCCCGGCUGUGCUCGGACCUGCUGCGGUACCAGCGGCUCGUGGAGUGGCUGCGCCGCGCGGGGGCUCAGGGGCUCGAACCGGAGCUGGGGGCGCUGCGGGGGCGCCUCGAGAGGCUGCGGGGGAGGCUCGACCUGCUGAUGUCGCGGCUGUCGCUGCCCCCCGCCCCCUCGCCCCCCCGGCCGCCCCUCCCCGUGUCUGCGUGGGGGGUCGUGCGUGGGGCCCACGCCGUGAGCCGGAGCCUCCACCUGUACCUGGACUGGGGGGUGCGGGGGCUGCUCCUGCUGCGGCAGCGCCUCUGAGCCCUAAUUUAUUUAAUUUAUUGCCCCUACGCUAAUUAUUCUAAUUAAUAUUCUAAUUAUUGUUCUUAUUUGUAGUCACGGUACCGAAAAUCCCCCCCAAAAGGGCGACCCCUUUUUUAUUUAUUGCCCAGGGAGGGACCCCAAAAAUCCCCCCCCCAAAAUCCAACCCAGGGUUUGGGGAAAAAGAGAGAGAAAAAGGGGAGGGGAAAAAAUAAAAAAUAAAGGGAAGAAAGAGGUGGAAUAAAAGAGGGUUUUGGAAGGGAAAAAAAAAAUAAAGAG
This is a messenger RNA of Myiozetetes cayanensis, 621 nucleotides long. It is a transcript of the gene IL11, whose product is annotated as interleukin 11. Gene Ontology annotation, biological process: positive regulation of cell population proliferation; positive regulation of MAPK cascade. Gene Ontology annotation, cellular component: cytoplasm. Gene Ontology annotation, molecular function: growth factor activity; cytokine activity. The record is from RefSeq and is a predicted model, not a curated record. NCBI's taxonomy places the organism in Eukaryota, Metazoa, Chordata, Aves, Passeriformes, Tyrannidae.